Messenger RNA from Penicillium cinerascens, 1827 nucleotides. RefSeq lists its product as uncharacterized. Lineage: Eukaryota; Fungi; Ascomycota; Eurotiomycetes; Eurotiales; Aspergillaceae. Gene Ontology annotation, molecular function: FAD binding. The transcript has 6 exons. The record is from RefSeq and is a predicted model, not a curated record. The coding region runs from base 1 to 1827 and encodes 608 amino acids.
AUGACAAUCGUGAACUUGAGCAACGGGAAUGGCAACCAUGCCAGGCCAAAGCCCAUCAUUUCCGCGGAUGUUCUCAUUGUCGGUACUGGCCCUGCUGGUGCCUCUCUAGCAUGUUUUCUGGCGUACUAUGGUAUCCGAGGAAUCAUGGUCAGCUCCUGUCCCACGAGUGCCGAUACUCCAAGAGCGCACAUUACCAACAUGGCUGCCAUGGAGUGCCUUCGAGACAUUGGUCUAGAUGUCGAAUGCAACCGCCUUGCAACUAAUGGAAUGAACAUGAUGCACACUCGCUGGGCAUACAGCAUGGCAGGGGAUGAAUACGCACGAAUCCACUCCUGGGGACACGAUCCGAAACGCAAGGGUGACUAUGAAACAGCCAGUCCGUGCGACCCUGUCGAUCUCCCCCAGACCCUCCUCGAGCCCAUCCUCGUCCGAUACGCCACACUGAACGGCUUCAGCUGUCGCUUCGACACCACAUUCAUCAACUUCGUCCAAGAUACCGAGGGAGCCACAUCAAUACUCCGUGAUAACAUCACCGGAGCGGAAUAUAAAAUUCGCUCGAAGUAUUUAUUCGGCGCAGAUGGAGCUCGUGGCGAAGUUUUCCGCCAGCUCGGCCUUCCACUGGACGUGCGGCCGGACCAGGGCCUUGCAUUCAAUGUCCAUCUAAAAGCAGACCUUUCAAGCUAUAUGCAGUAUCGCACAGGCAAUCUCCACUGGCUUUUACAGCCGGAUAGAGAACACCCGCUUUUCGGGUGGGCGUGCAUUGCGAGAAUGGUCAAGGCGUGGGAUGAGUGGCUUUUCAUUGUUCUACCUGAGCGUGGAAAGGAGCUUGAAAUUAACCCGACUAAUGAGGAGUGGCUUGGUCGUAUGAAAGAGUUUAUUGGAGAUGAUUCCAUUGAUACGGAGAUUCUGGGUGUGUCUAAGUGGCGUAUCAAUGAUGUUGUUGCGGAGAGCUUUUCUAAGGGCAGAGUGUUCUGUCUUGGUGAUGCCGUGCAUCGGCAUCCGCCUUCGAAUGGACUCGGUUCCAAUACUUGUAUACAAGAUGCAUACAACCUGGCUUGGAAGGUUGCAUAUGUUCUGAAGGGCCAAGCAUCUCCCUCCCUGCUCGACUCGUACACCGCCGAGCGUCAACCUGUUGGUCGUGGAGUGGUCAGUCGCGCCAACGAGUCAUUCCGACACCACGGCCCUGUCUGGGAAGCACUUGGAGUUACCCUGUCCACGCCUGAAGAGAGAACACAGGCACUUCACGAAUUGACACUGCCUACACUGAAGGGUCGAGCUCGUCGCGCUGCUCUCCAGGCUGCCAUUGAGGUAACGGAACACGAGUAUCAUGCGCUGGGCACUGAAAUGGGCCAAUUCUACCAAAGCUCUGUUGUAUAUUCUGCGGAUGAAAAUUCCUCAUUCUUGUCUCCUGAGGUAGUUGCUAAAGACCGUGAUCUGAGCCUCAUUCGAAGCACAUAUCCUGGAUGCCGCUUGCCUCACGUCUGGCUUAACAAUGCAACUCCAGUGCAGCGCAUUUCUACCAUUGACUUGGCUGGAAAGGGUGCUUUCGCGCUAUUUACUGGCAUUGGAGGUGAUGCUUGGAAGGCAGCUGCUUCAAGGGUUGCAGAGGACCUGGUUAUUCAAGUCAAGGCCUACUCCAUCGGUUUCCGCUCAGAUUAUGAGGAUGUUUACUUUGACUGGGCGCGUGUUCGCGGUGUUGAUGAGACGGGAUGUGUUCUCGUUCGACCCGACAACUUCGUUGCUUGGAGAUGUAACGAGGUGCUGGGGGAUGAAGCUCAAUGCGCGUCGAAGCUAGUUGAGGUCAUUCAGAGCAUUCUCGGUCAGUAA